GUCAAUUAUUCGGGCGCCUCGGUCGAAUAGCUUAAUACGUUGAACGUAUUAGUGGCGAGGAGCGGCGAGGCGUCGAGAGGCUACGCAACGUUACGCGACGCGACGCGUGGACCGCGAUUAUAGCGAGCGAGAAAAUUUCAAGAGCGCUGGUUGGUAGCACUGAUACCGCGUGCCGCCAGUAUUCUUGCGGUGACGAUCGCAAAGUAAACCGGUCAAAGUUGAAACCGAUCCGGAUAUUAUCGUCGCGUUUGCCGAUUGUAUUAACGAUUCGAAUACGUGUGCGGAACGGGGGCUUCGGUUCGACUGGUUCGCGAUAACCGUAGAAAACUUUGAAAUCCUGACAUUCGAUCGAUCGUGAUUCAAGUUGCGUCGUUCGUCGCGAGACUUCUUUGGCAUUGGCAGACAUCCAGAGACGGAAACGAAGCCGGAGGGAAUGUCUUGGUGCGUCGACCAGCAACAGACGUGGAAGCCCGCCGCGUUGCUUGGAACGAAAAGGUCGAAAGAGCGAAAACCGUGGAGAGAAGACGAAGAAGCACGAAACUCGCCGAGCUCGUACGACCAAGGUAGACGCGGGCGUAUUCAUCUUCGCGGCUCCAACACGAACGAAAGGUGCACCUAUACGGGAAUGAUUAUCGAAAAAGGAAAGAGGAGAGGAGAAGCAGAAGAAAAGAGGAUGGGAAAAAGAAGUGGUGGCCAGGUCACCGAGGAAACGAUUCCGGUCGAAAAAGAGUCGUUGCAGCGAUGGACGGAGAGAAGCGUCUGGUCUUUAGUAUGCGCGAUGGAAUUAGGUUUGAUUCCGUCGGAGACGAACGCGAAGAGCGUCUCUUCGUUCGUAAAAACGAGCGCUAGCACCGUUUCCACCGAGUCCUUCUUCUCGAUAAAUUCUCCGAUGGACGACGCGAAUCCACCUCUACGGAAAACUUCCCUCCGAUUAUCCGCAACAAUGUCCUCGCGAUCGUCUAAAACACGGUCCAACCGUGGAAGAAGAAAGCCGACGAAAACCAGAAACGUUUACGCGAAUCGUGGAAAUCGCAAACUCGAUCGUGCCAAUAAUUCGACGAUGGAGAACUUUUGGAAAUCGUGCAAGAGAAAAGCGAGAAGAUCGGAAAAACGCGAGAAGCGAGAAGACGGAAAGGAAACGAAUCUACUUCGAAACGAUUGCGAAACUUGUCCCACUUGCAAACGCAAGUGCGUCGAGGACGAGCCGUCGCUACCAACACGAUCGGCCCGUUUUCCCGUCGUUCCAAACACCUUGUCGCGAAAACGUAUCGAUCGAAAGUUACGUCGCAAAAGCGAACGAGGUUUCGUAUCGAAAAAUCGCGAGAGGAAAAGAAACGGUCGCGGCGAGAUCGUAUCUUCUUUGAACGAACGCUUUGUUCGCGGCCGUUGGACAGGAGGAGGCAAGUAUCGAUCGCGUUGUUCGAUCGAAGGCGAAAACCAUGAGCCGUCCAUCACCGACGGCGAACAAGGACUUUGUCAAUUGGCACCGAUCGAUCGGAAAUACGCGAGCGAACCGUCCUUUCAUCCAUCGACAAACUUUCACCGGGUCUUUCCUACCUUUCCAUCGAUCGAAGAUACCUCGGCCGAAAAUAACGGCCGACUUUCGAUCGAAGAAGAAAUCCUGUCGGACGGUCGAAAGAACGAAUUGAAAUCGCCGAACGAAAACGAUCGCGAGAAAAAACGCGCCCGUCCACGGUGCCAAUCGGUCGACGGUAUCGGAAAGCGUAACGAGACGCGAACUUCCAGCUUAAAGAGAAACAAAACGGCUCCUGCGAGCGUAAAUGCUGGCGAAUCUGCAAUAAACUUGACGCUUCGAGCGAUAACGUCGCAAAACGACGAGGAAUAUCACGAGCUGAGAAGAGUGACUCGAGGAUCGACGAAAGUAGGCAAGGAUCAAUUCGUUGGAAAGCUGGUGUGGGGCUGUUGCUCGGGCUGGUGGCCAGCGUUAAUUAUCGAUGCCGACCAUGUAGGAAUGUUGUCCGAGGCGGGAAAAUUAUGGGUUUACUGGAUCGGAGAAGCUCGUAUAUCAUUACUGAACGAAAAAACACAGAUCGAAUCGUUCUCCUGCAAUCUGAAGUGUAGACUGACGCAGAACUUGAACGUGGCACGGGUCCGAGCUAUUGACGCAACUAUGCAGAUGUUGCGCAAACACCUCGGUUGCGCUUUGACGAAACCUUACUCCGUUUGGAUCGAGAAGAACUUUUCAGAGACGAUCGAAGCGUUCGACGAGAUAAGGUUCUACCCGUAUCCGUCUAAAAUCCAACAAAGGUUGGACCAAUUGAAGGAAAAGAACGCAAAAGUUACCGAAAAAUACCUCUUGGAUCAAAAACGUGAAACUCAGGGAAAAAAAAUUGACAAACCGAAAGAAUCAACGCAAAGACUUGACGUGGAUUUAACGCGGUUACCUUUGAAGGAACAGAGACCGGGCGUUAUAACGUGGGCUAAAAUUUUAGGACACAAUUGGUGGCCAGCAAUGAUUAUCGAUUACCGCGACUGUUGCAUGCGUGAGCCGAGCUUUGGUUGCCAGUGGAUUAUGUGGUACGGUGACUACCAGCUUUCAGAGGUUCAUCACCAACUCUUUCUGAAAUUUAACAAAGGAAUCGAGAAACUGCAAGACUAUAUAAAAAACACGAAGAAACACGUUUAUCUAGUCGGAGUUCUCCAAGCGUCCAAGGAUUACUGUUCCCGUAUGGGACUCGAAACCGAGAAUUGGACGUUGGCCGACGUGUUUGAAUAUUUUUUAAAAGAGGAUCCAACCUUGGAAACGCUGUGCGUACCUCCGAAGAAAGAAGAUUCCGUGAAAAUAUACGAUAAAUAUUCGACGCAUAUCGUCGGCAAGCUGAACGAGUUAAAGAAUAAUCCGAACGUAGACGAUAAACGAGCGGAGGAUAUCAAGAACAGCGACGAUCUACGCUCCGUGAUAAGCGGUCAAACAGCGUUCGAAUCUCUCUGCUUAAAGUGUCUGAAGAUUCCUGACGACGGUGUUACGGAGGUUCAUCCGUUUUUCGAGGGAUCAUUAUGCGUAGAGUGCUCGAGACAGUACAAACCUUGUAUGUUUGUGUUUGGGAACGACUCAAAAUGCUUUUACUGUACGAUUUGUGCUGCCACCGGGAUGGUGAUCAUUUGCGAUAAAGAGGACUGCCCAAGGGUUUACUGUACGGCUUGCAUGAAACAUUUGUUAUGCCCGACAACGUACGAGCAAGUGCUACAGGAAGAUCCUUGGGAAUGUUUCCUCUGUAGCAGCGCGUCUCGCUCUAUUUCCGACACGAUCGUGCGGCCACGGUCAAAUUGGAAGGACAAAAUAAUCGACAUGUUCCGUACAAAUUGCAAUUCGGUCAUGCAACCAGUUGAACGGAGCGAAGAAAAAAGAAAGAUACGCGUAUUGUCUUUGUUCGAUGGUCUGAGCACAGGAUUACUGGUUCUCCUGAAGCUUGGACUGGUCGUAGAUGUUUAUUACGCGAGCGAAAUCGACCCGGACGCGUUGUUGGUAAGUGCCUCGCAUUUUGGUGAUAGAAUCAUCCAUUUAGGUGAUGCGAGGGAUAUUACCAAGGAGAAGAUCAAGGAAAUCGGCCCGAUCGAUCUGCUGAUCGGUGGAUCACCGUGCAACGACUUGAGCCUGGCUAAUCCUGCACGACUCGGUCUCUAUGAUCCAAAAGGAACGGGAGUUUUGUUUUUCGAGUACUGCCGAAUCCUGGAACUGGUGAAGAAAAUUAACAAUGACCGUCAUUUGUUUUGGAUGUAUGAGAACGUUGCCUCGAUGCCAAGUGAAUAUCGACUAGAGAUCAACAAACAUCUAGGACAGGAACCAGAUGCGAUAGACUCUGCGGAUUUUUCACCGCAACACCGGCUGAGACUCUACUGGCAUAAUUUGCCGAUAGAACCGCACUGUUUAGCGAAUCAAGGCGAGCAGGACGUACAAGAUAUACUUACGCCACAUUGUCAACGUUACGCUCUGGUGAAAAAGAUUCGGACCGUUACGACGAAAGUGAAUUCCUUGAAACAAGGAAAAUUGGCUUUGAAACCGAUUCUGAUGAAGGACGAGAGCGACUCGUUGUGGAUAACCGAACUCGAGGAGAUAUUCGGAUUUCCGCGACAUUAUACGGACGUGAAAAAUUUAUCUGCCACGAAGCGGCAAAGAUUAAUAGGGAAAUCUUGGAGCGUGCAAACUUUAACUGCCAUCUUAAGAUCCCUUUGUUCCUAUUUUCAGUGCAAUACCAUAGAAACGAAUUGAUCGUGUUAUUCGAAAAAUUCCACGCUCUAAAGUGGAAAUUCUGAAGACAAAACAAUCGAGCGUGUAACGAUACCGAAGUAAAUCGAGACUUCGUCUAGUCCAAAAAUCAGAAUAAUCAAACAAA
Molecule: messenger RNA, 4355 nt
Organism: Osmia bicornis bicornis
Lineage: Eukaryota; Metazoa; Arthropoda; Insecta; Hymenoptera; Megachilidae
Gene: Dnmt3
Product: DNA (cytosine-5)-methyltransferase 3B-like
Exons: 20
Coding region: 434-4231 (1265 amino acids)
Cellular component (GO): nucleus
Molecular function (GO): methyltransferase activity
Source: RefSeq, a predicted model, not a curated record